CGAAAGCUUUGAGAACCAUCCUUACCAAAUAGGAGUCCCAAUUUGGGCCCCUGCCAGAUCCAGCUCUUUCGCUACGAUGCAUUGUAGAAUCAAGCCUUAUAGCAGAAUAAAAUGCAGCAUUCAAUCGUCUGGCUUCGCAUGGAGCGGUAGAACAGAAAACUUCAUUGUAAUAAGAGCCUAUCGUCGUAGAUAGGGCUUACAGUGACCUGAUGCUAUGUCUGCCCAAAGACCAAGAGAGUGCAUCUUUGAGGACCCAUCAAAAGCGUCAACCACAAUGUAUUCUCAAUUGAAUAAGCCUCUCCCUCCAAAACCUCUCAACUUCCGAAAGCCGAAAGUGAAAAAAGAGGGCUUUUUUGUGUCUAGUUCUGCUAUGAUUUCCCAAUGGACCCCGACAUAUUCGCGACCCGGCGACGAGGAGAUUAAUAAGGAUCUCAAAAACAAGCCUCUCCCUCCAGAUCCACCCGACCCCGACUUAGUGGCGCCUAAUCUACCUGAUUCACCAGCCUUGUUAGAUGAGAUCGUUGGUAACAUGGAGCAUGCGGCUAGGAUGGAUGAUAUGAACCAAAUGUCGUUGUUGCUGCCGGAAAGGUCUCCGGGACCGUUUGACAUUCCUUCGGAUCAAGUCGAUUUUGACAAAGCAAGACAGUGUGUCUGGUCUCCAAAAGAGGUAGAUAUUGGCUAUGUCGCGGGAAAAAUUCACCCGCUGGCAUGUACAGUUAAAGCUCAGCUUUGGGAAGGUCAGCACCACAACGCCGAACGAGAGAAAAUUAUGCCGGUGCAGGCUCAAUCAGGAGGCAAAUCUGACAGGGGUAGUGGAGACUUGGAAAUCAACAUUCGACGACCUUUAGCGUUCAACAGACCUUCCAGUCAAUUUCUACGUACGGCAGAAGCGCUAGGAAGAGGGCUGUUAAGUACAUUCUUUGGGUUUGAGGGUCACCUAGAUGCUUUGAAUGGUCGGCAGCUCGAACGAGUACGAUACCUCCUGGCCAAUCAGCCUCGUCCAGAGGAUGUGAUUGACAAAGACAUAUACCCCAAUUCUUGCUGCGUAUGGCUCCGAAACUUCAUCGUGGCUUUUAUUCGCAAGCUCAACUUUGACCACAGCCGAAGGACAGGCCUCACCGACCUCCACGGCAACCUCCACGGCGUACAUCGAGGUUUUGGACUUUUGUGGGGCUUUUUGGACGCUUGUGGUCCCACAGUCGUGCUCACAGGUGUCACCAAAGGAGGUAAUGCGUUAAACGAGUUCCAAUGGUUCCAGGAUCAUGCUGUCCGCCCGACGGAUGCAGAGCAUAUGUUCCAGAUCUGGAAUGCUUUGAAGUUACUUCUUAAAUUUCAUUAUACCGAAAAAGAAGUGGUUCUUAUCAUGAGACAUGGAUUGGGAGCAAUACAAAGGCAUUUGUCUUACAAGCGCCUUGACUUGAUAUGUCCUGAUGAAAUUAACGUGACCGAAUUCUUUGAAGCAGCGUGCAUGGAAUGGCAAGAUUCCCAAGCCUUCGUUGACAUUUAGACUCCCUUAGCAACGCGAUUCACCCGAGAGCAGUGUAUCAUCAAAUUGAGGCCAUAUUCCAAGAUCGGAUAUGCUUUAGGCGAUUGACUAAGGACUAUGUGAGUGCAAAGAGGAAUAAUUUCUUUUCGAUAUAAUAGGAUUGACUCUUUGAGGGCGUGCCUUUUUCUGAAGAAGAAGGUGAGGUGCUCUCUCAAGCCCUAAAUAACUAGACAGUACCCCGAAGAGGAAUGCUUCGUCUGCUUUGUGGUUGAAAUCACCCAAUUGAAUGAUUUUCGUAUUUGUUUACCGCCUAUGUGUUCUGUUGAUAGAACAGACUUUGUACAGUCCAGCCGCAGUAAAGAAAAAUUCUCUCUGAUUGCAAUACAGGUGCUGCAAAAGGGAGGUACUGGACAUUGUUCCAUGUACACGCUUUGGACGUCCGACGCUUGGCUUCGUUAACUCACUAGCCAAUAAUCCAAGGGUGUGGCAGAUAUAAUGUCAACCAGCUAUUUUCCAAAUUGCCAAUAGAUUUAUAACACUGAUACCAAGUUGGUGUUUGACCACCAUCCUAUAUUCCUAUAAUCAAAAUUCGACCACGACGAUGACAACCUAAGCGCCCGAUUCUAGCACAACCUAUUCCCACGGCCGACAGGGCUGCUCUUAUUCGCAUUCGAGGGCGAAGUCCCUUGGUUGCAUGUCAAUUGACGCCCUGAGUAGUCUGGAGGGUCUCAAUGACCUCUUGGUCGUCCUUUUAUCAAGCCAGCGAACUGGAUGUCGAGUCAAAAGAAGUGAAAUUACCAACUGCCUUGGUCUAUUCUGCGGCCGUCGCCCCACAACUCCCUCAGGUCCAUCGGCUGCGAAACCAC
Penicillium subrubescens is the source of this 2352-nucleotide messenger RNA. RefSeq lists its product as uncharacterized. Bases 215 to 1507 code for a protein of 430 amino acids. Lineage: Eukaryota; Fungi; Ascomycota; Eurotiomycetes; Eurotiales; Aspergillaceae. The record is from RefSeq and is a predicted model, not a curated record. The transcript has 3 exons.